Molecule: messenger RNA, 2229 nt
Organism: Glycine soja
Lineage: Eukaryota; Viridiplantae; Streptophyta; Magnoliopsida; Fabales; Fabaceae
Product: ankyrin repeat-containing protein At5g02620-like
Exons: 5
Coding region: 440-2077 (545 amino acids)
Cellular component (GO): plasma membrane
Molecular function (GO): protein phosphatase 1 binding; protein phosphatase regulator activity
Source: RefSeq, a predicted model, not a curated record
CAUAAAAAUGUUGUUAACCAUGGCUAUAUCUUCACUCGCGCCACUAAAAAUUCAAUUGCGCGUGGUUCAGUUAUUUCCGUUUUUCGUCAUUCGCCACCACUUCAGGGUGUGCAGCCAAGCUCAUGCCUGCUGAAACCUUCCCUCAAAUCUCACAUUUCCAUGGCUUUCACGAUGAGGGUUGAGCUUCUUCCUUCAACCCCAGACACAACAGGAAGAACAGAAAUCUCAAGUUUUUUUUGAAAGAUAAAAGAGAUAAGAAAUUAAUAAAAAAAUUAUAUUUGACAAUGAUUGGGAUGAUCCUCUCGGUUGAGAUGCUGUGGAAUGAAAGAUCCUAGAGCUGAUCUAGGAUUUUGGAGGAAGGAAGAAAAGAAGAUUUUGAUAUAGUAAUAAUUAGAGCAUAAAAAGAGUAGAAUUUGAUAGGUAGGUGAAGAAGCCAAAUAUGGCAACACCAGCGAUGCAGGCAGUAAACACCCCAAGGAAAAAAAUGACAAAACAAUUGACAGGAAAAAGGGAUGAUACACCUUUGCAUUCUGCUGCAAGAGCAGGGAAGUUGGCUGUGUUGAAAGAUAUCAUUUUGGAAACUGAUGAGACUGAAUUGCAUGAGUUAUUAGCCAAGCAGAAUCAAGAUGGGGAAACGCCCCUUUAUAUUGCUGCUGAAUAUGGUUACGUUGAUGUAGUUAGGGAGAUGAUUCAGUAUUAUGAUCUUGUUGAUGCUGGAAUUAAGGCUAGAAAUGGUUUUGAUGCAUUGCACAUUGCUGCUAAACAAGGGGAUUUAGAUGUACUAAAGAUUCUUAUGGAGGGUCAUCCUGAGUUGUCAAUGACUGUGGAUCCAUCCAACACCACUGCUUUGCACACAGCUGCAAUACAAGGUCACACUGAGAUAGUGAAAUUCCUAUUGGAAGCGGGAAGUAGUCUGGCAACCAUUGCAAGAAGUAAUGGGAAAACAGCUCUUCAUUCUGCUGCAAGAAAUGGACAUUUGGAGGUUGUGAAAGCACUUCUUGAGAAGGAACCUGGUGUUGCAACGCGGACCGAUAAGAAGGGCCAGACAGCACUUCACAUGGCAGUGAAGGGACAAAAAAUUGAGGUGGUGGAGGAGUUGAUAAAAGCAGAUCCCUCAUUAAUAAACAUGCUUGAUAGUAAGGGAAACACAGCAUUGCAUAUAGCAACCAGGAAGGGCAGAGCUCAGAUUGUAAAGUUGCUUCUAGAACAGAAGGAAAAUGUUACAAGUGCAGUGAACAGAUGUGGUGAAACAGCAGUAGACACUGCUGAGAAAACAGGAAACCAUGAGGUGCAAGCCAUUCUUCUUGAACAUGGUGUUCAGAGUGCAAGAACCAUAAAGCCCCCUCAGGGCACAACGGCUACCACAGCUCGUGAGUUGAAACAAACAGUAAGCGACAUAAAGCACGAGGUCCAUCACCAGUUAGAACACACACGCCAAACCAGAAAACGCGUUCAAGGCAUUGCCAAACGUAUAAACAAAAUGCAUGCAGAAGGACUCAACAAUGCAAUAAACUCCACAACUGUGGUGGCAGUGCUAAUUGCCACUGUGGCCUUUGCUGCUAUUUUCACAGUCCCAGGCCAAUUUGUUGAUGACCCAAAUAACAUUCCUCCGGGAAUGUCCCUUGGUGAAGCAAACAUAGCCCCACAAGCCCCGUUCAUCAUUUUCUUUGUGUUUGAUUCCAUUGCACUGUUUAUCUCUUUGGCUGUUGUGGUGGUGCAAACCUCGGUUGUGGUUAUAGAAAGCAAAGCAAAGAAGCAAAUGAUGGCUGUGAUUAACAAGCUCAUGUGGCUGGCUUGUGUUCUUAUUUCGGUGGCGUUCUUGGCACUGUCUUUUGUUGUGGUGGGGAAGGAAGAGAAGUGGCUGGCCAUAGGAGUGACCAUUAUAGGGACAACCAUAAUGGCUACAACGUUGGGGACUAUGUGUUACUGGGUCAUUAGGCAUCGCAUUGAGGCUUCGAAUUUGAGGAACAUUCGGAAAUCUUCCUUGCAAAGCAAGUCAAAGUCUUUCUCAGUUUCGGCCUUUUCAGAUUCUGAGCUACUAAACAGUGAGUAUUAUAAGAAAAUGUAUGCGAUUUAGAACUUACGAAGCAUGUUCCCUAAUUCACUCUUGCUGCUUCUUUUUAAAAGCACCGGGUCAGAUGGAACUAUGUCCAACUUAAGUGGAAUAUCUGACUAUCGAAACAAAGCAUGCAUAUAUAGUUGAAAAUUAAUUCAUUCCGUAUUUAUUCA